AUCAAACUCCGAAAAGAUUUUAAACGCCUUAUUCAACCCCCCUCUAAGGCGUGGGCACAACGUCUAAACCGACUAACAGACUCACAUGUUCAACGGCACCUCCGACAACUGGCCGCUCCCCUAUGCUCUCCUUGUCAUGGAGAUCCUUGAUGAGUUCCACAUCAAGACGGACGUUGGGCCCAAAUGCAAAGGAACGAAGCAUUGGGAGAUUGACGAGUCUUCCUUCCACCCGGGAACCGAUGAAGCUACGUUCCCGCAGCCUCGUCCUCGCCGCCAACCGAGAGCCACUGCCUCGACCGCCGCCACUUCGACCAACCCUUCUCUUGCCAAGCAAAUGGCAUCCUUGACCGCCACUCUCUCUCGGAUUGACACCAACGUCUCCCAAACGGCCCAAAAUAUAAAUAUUUUGAGCCGAGAGCUUCACGGGUACUUUGACUUUGUCAAUUACCCUUACGCUCAUAUGGUCCCCUACGCUCCUCCACCGAAUGUCGGGGGUGCACCAAGCGGGACUAAUAACAUUGGGGGAGAUGAAGAGGUGGACGAUGAGGAAGAGGAAGAAGACAAGGAAGCGGAAGCCGAUGAUGAUGAUGAUGAUGAUGAUGAUGACAGUGGUGAUGAAGAGGAAGACGAAGACAUUGACGAAGAACAGCUUCUCAAUGAUCUUUCACCAGACUUCUAGAGCUCUAGCUCUAUUCCCUUCUCUUCUUUAUUCUUUUUAUGCUUUUUAAAUUUGCUUCCGUUAUGUACUCCGCUAUUUCCCUUAAUUAAUUAAUAACAAUGUUGGGAAAAAUAUUAUAGAUUUUGAUGAUGAUUUAUUUAGAAUGUAAUAUGGACUUUAGGUCUCCCCCAAUAUUCAAUGUAAUUUUUCUUUUUAGAAAUAUUGUUAAAACCAAGUUCUUGAGUUUUCCAAUAAAACUGUGAUAUUUCU
This is a messenger RNA of Cuscuta campestris, 928 nucleotides long. Lineage: Eukaryota; Viridiplantae; Streptophyta; Magnoliopsida; Solanales; Convolvulaceae. The record is from the annotation of a GenBank genome assembly.